UGAUUCAUAGUUAAUCAUUAGUCUUUCGAUCCAAGACUGAGUCCGUUCCCGUCCUUAGUUCCCUGGUCCGAGUCUCGUCACCUUUGAUAGAUUCAAGCUGUGGCAGCAUGGUAAUACAGGGGCAAGAAAAGACAUCGAGGUUGAGAUAAAGAAGCGGCGUGAGAUUCAAGGAGCUAUAGCAGAUGGAGAUAAUUCGAGCUAUUCACCACAGACCACAUCUACAAUGCAACCCUAUCCCGGGGACGAAGACCCUUACGGCGGUGAAAACCCUCACUGGGGUGAACAUGCUGGUGAAGAAGGCCCUUACGAGGGUGAAUACGCUGGUGAAGAAGGCCCUUACGAGGGUGAAUACACUGGUGAAGAAGGCCCUUACGAGGGUGAAAACCCUCACUGGGGUGAAGACCCUUCCGAAGGUGAAGACAUCAACAACGAAGAAGAUGGCGAUCGUGAUAAAUACGAAGAAGGCGGCCCUUAUCAUGGGGGCGAAGGAUCUCCCGAAGGUGGAGACACCGACAAUGGCGAAGAUGGUGAUCGUUAUGAAUAUGAAGAAGGUGGCCCUUAUGGGGGCAAAGAAUCUCCCGAGGGUGAAGACAUCGACAAUGGCGAAGAUGGUGAUCGUAAUGAAUACGAGGAAGGUGGCCCUUAUGGGGGCAAAGAAUCUCCCGAAGGUGAAGACAUCGACAAUGACGAGGAUGGUGACCGUGACCAAUACGAAGAGAAUGAAGAAGGCGAACAUGAAGAUGAAGACAUAGCUCAAGACGAAGAGUCCGAAGGCGAAGAUGACACUGACGAUGGCUCUGGCAGUGAUGAUGGCUCUGGCAGUGACAGUAGCUCUAGCAGUAGCUCUAGCUCUAGCAGCGACGAUGGACGGUCAUCAUAUAAUAUUGUCACAACUGUCCUAAACCUGAAUACUACUGAGGUGCGGGUGGCACAAGAGAACAACAACAACUAUUCCUAUUCAAGUUCCAGGUUCCAACCACCAAACCGCGAAUGGCCCAACAACGAUAGCAACAACAAUGACCCCCUUCCCAGGCGCCAACCACCCAACCGCUCGGGGCCCAACAAAGGUGGAAACGACAACAAUAGUCCUCAUCUCAGGCGCCAACUACCAAACCACCCAGGGCCCAUAAAAGGUGGCAACAACAGCGGUCCCCGUCCUGGACGCCAACCACCACACCGCGAGAAGAAACAGGAGACUGACGAAGCCAACCAAUUCAACGGGCAAUCGUUAUAUAAUGUCAGGAUCCAAGUCUUCCCGACUGUCUGGAAUGCAUCCGUUGCUGGCGAUUUGCAUACUGCUGAAGAGUUGCUGACCCAAGAGAUUCACAAAGAUGGCAACAACGGUAAUCCCUAUGCCAUUCGCUCAGUUGUCAGAGCGCGAAAUUUCGAAUGGGACAAUGCGCUUCAAGAUGCAGUCAAGUCAAUUGUCAUCCAGCCUUCAUUAUGGGGUUAUAUUUCCAAGGGCAUCGCCCUCUGUGGCAACGAACAGCUCUGGGAUGCGAUGGAAGCUUUCGACCUAGCUAUCACAUUUUCGGAUCGUGAUCCGAUUACCAUCGAUCUUUUACUGUUGAUCAAGGCUGUUGCACUUUUCAAUGCCGGUCGCUAUCAUGAGGCAUUACGGCGAGUUCAACGUCUUGCCAUCGCUGACCAACACUCGGGUGCACUUCAGUGCGGCGUGGUCGAUGCAUAUCUACACGUGCAGCUGGCAAUGCAUACUUUCCAGAAUGAACAGUACAGCAAAGCCGCCGAUGAACUGACAGCCAGUAUUACCACUGUAACGGGCUUGUUCUCGCCCGCAACACUUUUGGAACCUAGAUGGAAGAUAUUCACGCUGCUCUUUGGCUGGGACCUUGACUCCUUAUGGCAGACUGUCAACCAAUGACGAUGCGAUGCAUUCCUCCGUGCAGAUCGAGUGACUGAAGCAGUCAAAUAUUUUCAAUAUAUGAUGAGCAUGAUUGAUGACAAUGCGAAGAGUGGCUGCCCCGAAUGGUCUACCCUAUCGAUAAGCAUUCAAGCAAGACUGCACUGCACGAUGUGUCGCAAAAGGAGAUGAGGCCAUUGCCGUGAGCGACUACGAGAUGGCUGUUGAACUGUAUU
This is a messenger RNA of Suillus clintonianus, 2097 nucleotides long. RefSeq lists its product as uncharacterized. Lineage: Eukaryota; Fungi; Basidiomycota; Agaricomycetes; Boletales; Suillaceae. The coding region runs from base 224 to 1882 and encodes 552 amino acids. The record is from RefSeq and is a predicted model, not a curated record. Gene Ontology annotation, molecular function: protein binding. The transcript is spliced from 10 exons.